Aureobasidium uvarum is the source of this 7803-nucleotide messenger RNA. The record is from the annotation of a GenBank genome assembly. Lineage: Eukaryota; Fungi; Ascomycota; Dothideomycetes; Dothideales; Saccotheciaceae.
AUGAGCUCAAAGCAUCUGGAUCCAUUCUCUGCGGUCGGCGCCGGUACAAAGCACAAACAAAUCCAGGAUGCAAAGGACAUGUACCAAGUGGUCGUUGACCGCGCCGCAAGAACAAACACUGCCGUUCCAGACUACGAGUUCCUUGAGCUCAUCGGAAAGGGAUCCUUUGGCAGAGUGUACAAAUGCAAAAACAAUGCUACAGAGGACCUCGUAGCUGUCAAGAUCAUUGAUGUUGACGAUCUGGAUUACAAGUUGGAUCUCGACCAAAAAGAUGAGGCCAUCGAGGAUUUCCGGAAAGAAGUCAAGACGUUAAAACUCCUUCGAGACAGCCAGGCGAAGAACAUCAACUAUAUCCAGGAGGCGUUUGACUUGCACUCUCAACUAUGGAUCGUCAGCGAUUACUGUCCAGGUGGUAGCGUUCACACACUCAUGAAAGCCACGCCAGGUCCUGGGCUCGAAGAGGAGUACAUCAUUCCAAUUGCUCGCGAACUGGCCGUGGCACUCAAAUACGUCCAUGAUGCCGGUGUCAUCCACAGAGAUGUCAAGUGCGGCAACGUUUUGAUUUCCGAAGAAGGUCAGGUUCAGCUUUGUGACUUUGGCGUGGCAGCUGUCAUCGAGACUGAAGCGUCAAAACGUUCGACCAUCAUCGGAACUCCGUUCUGGAUGCCCCCGGAGAUGCACUCUAUGGAUAUGGCAGUUCAACAAGGUUAUGGUACCGAAGUUGACUGUUGGGCAUAUGGCUGUACUGUCUACGAAAUGGCCACAGGAAUGCCACCAAACCAUAAGUUCCAUCCAUCAAUGUUGAGGACAGUGUUGAAAGCCGCACCGCGACUGCAAGAGGGUGCCUAUUCACAGGGUCUACGAGACUUUAUUGCCUUUUGCCUUGAAGAAAAGCCCCAGGACCGUCCAUCAAUGAAGGCAAUCCUCGAGCAUCCCUUCAUCUCAGACACUUCAGCGCAGUAUCCUACACAUAUGGUGAGGGAAAUGAUUGAUCGUUACUUCCAGUGGGAGAGAAGAGGUGGUCAAAGAGCUUCACUCUUCAAUCCGAUGGGAGCUGCCGCACCUCAGCCGUCCGAACAGCGUGACGACUAUGAUGAUUGGAACUUUUCAACCUCUGCCGAUUUUGAAAACGACUUUGUUAAGCGCUACAGUCAACUCGGAAUUGCAGAGACUGACUUUGCAGCUACAGCCAACAGUGCUGCUGAAGACGUGAUGCCUGCUCUCAACAACGUCACCAAACCGCAUCCGCGAAACCCGUUCCACGAGGCGCAAGAAGAAGCCAGAGCGAAGCGAGGAGAGCGCUCGAUGGAACGCCUCUUCGACACAAACGCAGACCCUUACGACUACAACACGCUUAUGGAAGACGAAGAACAACCAAUGUCUGACCUUCCACUUCGCAACCUGUCCAGCGAUCGCGCGGCCAAUAGGGAGACCCUGAUUGACUUGGACAUGGGCGCAGCGGGACUCGAUUCACAGCCGACCUUCAACUUCGACUUUGGCGAUGUGCCAACACUCAAGGCAGCCAGACCGAACCGCAUGUCAUCGACAAUGCCUGAUGAUGAAGAAGAUCAGAACGACUUCUAUGAUGGACCGGACCAAGACACACGACGCGCCACCAAAGACUGGCAGUUUCCUCUCAAGAUGAUGCCUGCCGACAAUCCAAGCCGGCGCACACAAGAUUGGACCUUUGCCAUGGCACAGCCUCCGGCCGCGGACCGCAAAACCAAAGACUGGUCUUUCGCAACUGCGCAACCAGCAGCUGAUCGCAAGACGGCAGAUUGGUCAUUUGCUACAGCCCAGCCAGCCACCGUUAGAAACACACAAGACUGGACGUUCGCAGAGAUGGCAGAGCCUCUGACGGCUGAGCCUGACCGCCGAACCGCAGACUGGACAUUCGCAACCGCCGAGCCAGUAUCCACUGAAGCAGAGGCCGAGCCAGACUUCUCGUUUCCACCUAUGAAAGACGAGACAGACAUUGCUCCUGGCUUCAGACCCCAUCUGACCCGCACAGCCACUGAACCAAUUGGCCAGUUCAAUGACUUCCUUCAUCCUCCUGUAGGAUCGGCUGCCAAAGACGACCUCGACAUACCAAGCGUUCGCGAGUCGAAGCCCAUCAUUGAUAUUGACUUGGGCAUGACCUUCGAACCCGAGUUUGACCUAGAGUCUGCCAUAUCCCACCACUCAAAACAGCCGAGCAUAACACCAUCGUCCCCUGUCAUAAGUGCGGCAGGUUCAACUGAAACCUCACGCAACCCCUUCUUCUUGGCUGAAGUUGAGCAACCUAGCGGUGAUGAAGUUAAGCGCUCCUCGCAUCGCCAGUCGCGCUCUGAACCACAGCUUCUAGCAUCAAACAACCGCCACUCCGGCAUCCUCCAUUCGCGGGGACCAAGCAAUGUGUCUCUACUCAGACACUCGAGAGACAGAGGAUACUCUUACUCUUCCACGGCAUCAUCGGACGUCCAGAGUGGAAGUUGGCCGCGCGACUACAACCGCCGUAUGGAGGCACACACAAGACAACAACUUCUCGAUGGAUUGCACACAUCUGCGAUUGCGUCGCGUAACAGCUGGGCUCGGUUUGCUGCUGCCGAUUCAUUCGACGACACCGAUAUUGAGAUGCCCAUGGCUGAUCCUGGCAUUCGUAUACCAGGACUCGACGAUGCCGACUUUCCACUGGCAGGAUUGCGGCCUACAUCACGCAUUGAUGCUUUCAAUGUGGACACAGACAGAGACGAAAGCACAUACGGAGACCUCACUAUGCCUCGCAACAGAGCACGCGCAGAUACGGGAGGUACAACAAGCACGGGUACAGGCUACGACUCCUCAAGAGAUGAAGCCUACAUGUCGCAAGUACGCAGCAGUCGCUUGUUGAGCAAGUUUCCUCGACUGUCAGCUCCCGACCCAGAAGCCAUGAUGGAAGGCGCUGACUCGGAGCUUGUGUUCAACGAGAUGGAUAGACUGUUUGCCGAUCUCGAAGGAGGACUCAGUCUGGCUGCAGAGAUGUUCGAACGACGCGACAGAGGCAUGUCUCGUGGAAGAGAAGAGGGAGAUGAAUACGAAAGACAGGCCAAGGGGUUUGGCAGUGAAGGAGAGGGAUUGAUACGUCCUUAUACGGACCGCCGAGCACGUUGCCGACCCGGCGCGCGCAUACGCCAUCAUCAGAUGAAUCCAGCGCAUAGAGACGGCUGGCCGCCCAGAGAAGACCACACUCCGCUCCAUCGCACUUUCGCGUACGUCGAUAUACGUCAAGACGAGGCUGUCACGAGUACUGACGAGGUUUCACAGCNNGCGAAUCCACCACCUGCCCAUCCCGGUGCAGCUCCUUCUCCGCGCACAGGUGCUCUGCCCCCUCCAUCAGGUACAGCCGAUCCCAAGUCACUGAUUCACCAUCUGCUUACAACUGGAACAGGCCCCUUCGCUCCUUUCCAACAGGCUCCUCACAAUAUCCUGAACCCUCCUUCGCCUCGUCAUCAGGCACAAGCAGCCUUCCCUCUGGGCCGCGACAUGCCCGAUCAUCGGGACAACAUCCACAUCAAAGAAGAGCAGGACGCUGUGCGCCGUGAUCAACAGCGCGAAAGACAACACAUGGACCAACUCCCUCCUCAUCAAGCCCAGAGAGGGCCGAUACACUUGCACCAGCCUGUCGCUGUGCCACCCAAUGCUGUCCACGGUCCCAAUGGCCUGUUGGCCAAUGCUGCUGGUGGACAUGGCCAGAUCCCGAACGCUGUCUUCAGUGGUGGUCCCGUACAGCCUGCCACACAGUCCCAGGCCAUGCUUGUUCCCAUGCAACCUGGCAGUGCUCAACCCGCAAACGUCGGCCAAGGGCAGCAGCCCAUCUUGAACGUGCAGUUUGUCGACCACCCGGAUGUUUAUAACAGAUUCUUGGAUAUCAUGAAGGACUUCAAGAGUGGGGCGUAUGUGUCGGUCUCCACAUCCGACUCUUCUGAGGUGCUGACUGGAUACAGUAUUGAUACUCCCGGUGUCAUCGAACGUGUCUCGACCCUCUUCGCCGGCAACCCCGAGCUUAUCCAGGGCUUCAACACUUUCCUGCCUCCGGGUUACAGAAUCGAGUGCGGCACCGGCGACGAUCCGAACGCCAUCCGAGUAACGACUCCCAUGGGAACAACUGUCCAAGCAAUGCCGGCGCCGCGGCCCAUCUCGCCUCGCACAGCUGCUCCGGCACAAGACGGAAAUAACCAGGAAGGCCCUCUCUUUGCUGCUGUGAACAGACAGGCCAAUGGCAAUUGGACGCCUCAAGCAGCAGGUCACUCUCACGUUAUUCACAGUCCCAGUGGCCGUCCAGUUGGUACCGCCCCUUUCACCUCCCAGAUGGGUCCCCAGCAAGCUGCCGCUAUUGCAGAGGCUCAAGCUCGUGAGCAGCAGGCUUUGAGUCUCCAACAGGAACAGCGCGUCUCGCAGUUGCAAAACGCCGUCUCUGCCGCAGCUGGCGACAACCUCGCUAGAGCUGGAAUGAUGUCUCCAAAUGGCGGCGCCGCUGCUCUUGCUCAGGGUGAGAUGGUCAUCGGCCCUGACGGACAGCCUCUAGGCCACGAGAAGGUGAGGCCGCAAGUUGAGUUCAAUCACGCCAUCAGUUAUGUCAACAAGAUCAAGGUUAGUCAGGAGUACUCGUCUGUUUCGCGCCUGUCUCAGCCAUCAUGCUUACGUUUCGAUCAGAACCGCUUCCAGCAACAGCCCGACAUCUACAAACAGUUCCUGGAGAUUCUGCAGACCUACCAACGCGAGUCAAAGCCCAUUCAGGAUGUCUAUGCCCAGGUGACACGACUUUUCAACUCGGCCCCGGACCUUCUAGAAGAUUUCAAGCAAUUUCUCCCAGAAUCCGCUGCUCACGCGAAAGCAGCAGCAGCAGCUAGAGCCCAACAACAAGAAGAGUCAGUCAUGCUUAGCAACGUGCGUGGCGACCCUUUCUAUCAGGCUCCACAACCCCAUCAGACUCCUAGAGCCGAACACCGUCUUCCUCCAGUUGGUAACUUUGCUCCCACUCCAACUGUCAACAAGGACAACAAGAGAAAGCGCGGCGACAGACAAGGAACCGUCACAAACGUGGGACCGGAGACAAACGGCCUCGCAAAAGCCCCAGCUUAUGGCCAGAUGGCCAACGUCAACAAACGCGCUAAGCAGGCCCAUGCUGGUAGACAAGCGAUGCCAUCUGACAUUCCUCCUACUUCGCCAACCUUGGUUCCCGCACUUCCCGAGCCUUUGCCACCAACUCAAAGCACUCUUGCGACGGCCGAUGAAAUGAGCUUUUUCGAUCGCGCUAAGAAGGCUAUCGGAAACAAAGCUGCCAUGAACGAGUUCCUGAAGCUCUGCAAUCUUUUCUCUCAGGACCUUAUCGACAAAAUCACCCUGGUCCACAAGGCUCGUGGCUUCAUCGGUAGCAAUCCCGAUCUCUUCCAAUGGUUUCAAAUGUGGGUUGGUUACAACAAUGAUGACAUUACUAUCGAGAACAAGCCCAGAGCUCCUCAGAGUAGAAUUUCUCUGAGCAACUGCAGAGGACUCGGACCAAGUUACAGGCUACUUCCUAAGCGUGAGCGACUGAAGCCGUGCCGCGGACGUGACGAGCUCUGCAAUGAAGUGCUCAACGAUGAUUGGGCCUCACAUCCAACAUGGGCAUCUGAGGACUCUGGCUUCAUCGCUCAUAGAAAGAACGUCCACGAAGAAGGACUUCACAAGAUUGAAGAGGAGCGCCAUGACUACGACUUCAACAUUGAAGCUUGUUCGCGCACAAUACAGCUUCUUGAGCCAAUCGCACAACAAAUUCUCCGCAUGAACAACCGCGAAAAGGAGGCUCUCGAGAUUCCACCCGGACUUGGCGGACAGAGCGAGACAAUUCACAAGCGUAUCAUCAUGAAGCUUUAUGGACGCGAAAAGGGCCAUAUGGUUGUUCAGUCGCUUCACGCACAGCCUUACAAAGUCAUUCCGGUGCUGCUCAACAGACUGAAGCAAAAGCUUGAGGAGUGGAAGCAGGCACAGCGCGAGUGGGAGAAGGUCUGGCGUGAUCAGACACAGAAGAUGUUCUGGAAGAGUUUGGAUCAUCAGGCCGUCAAUGCCAAACAAGCCGACAAACGUCAAUUCCAGACCAAGACGCUCUUGGGCGAGGUCCACACCAGAUAUGAAGAGACAAAGAGGCAACGCCUGGCUGGACAGAAUCCGCGCAACCAGCCUCAGAUGACCUUCAAGUUUGAGGACACGAGUGUCAUCAUCGACGCAUCCCAUCUGGUUCUUCUGUAUGCCGAGCAGAUGCAUUCUACCGAGUUCCCAAGAUUGACUUCUUUCAUCCGAGAGUUCAUCCCUCUGUUCUUCGGUCUCGAUUACGAAUGGUUUGGCAAUCAGAUUAGAGCCAAGUUUGGUGACACUCCUCAUAUGGAUGUCGGUGAAGAUGCGAUCUCGGCUUUCGACGACCCCAUCAACGCAAAGCCUCGUAAGCCGACAACCAAGAAGGGCGAUCUUCUGCGUGGCGUUCUCGAGCGUGGUCGCAAGAACCGUAAAGAUGAUGGUAGCAACACACCAUUGAGCCGAGCAUCAACUCCCGACAACGCAUCCAAUGUGGACGAAGAGAUGAGCGACAGUGUCAAUGUGGUCGACGAUCUUAAGUCUGACAUUGCCUUGGACACCUGGGCCUCGCAUCCUCUGGCGGGUAAUGUUCACAAGGAUAAGGAGUUAUACCUCAACCAGCCGUACUCCCGCACCAAGUUCAUGCUCUACGGCAAUGCAACCAUCUACUGCUUCAUCCGCGUCUUCAUAUUCUUGUAUGAGCGUUUGAACAACAUCAAGCAGGCCGAAGCCGAUGCUCACACGACAGUCGAUCGUGCAAUGGCCCCCAAGCCCGCUACCGAGCUCGGCAUCAUAGACAAGCUCCCUACAGACUUCUUUACUGAUGUCAGCGAGGGUUCCAACUUCUAUCGUCAGAUCCUCGGCAUGUUCGAAGACCUGAUCAAGGGAGAUAUGGAUAUGGCACACAUUGAAGAGACAUUACGGAGAUACUAUCUGCAAUGUGGAUGGCAGCUCUAUUCCUUCGACAAGCUCCUCGGCGCCUUGGUACGCUUCGCCAUUGGCAUGCUCGGCAGUGAAAGCGGUAAGGACAAGAGCUGGGACAUUCUUCAACUAUUCCGCAAGGACAGAGCCAAGGAUGAGACAUCUUUCCAGGAUGAGAUGAACUACCGCAAGCAGACGGAGAAGUACACCAAAGACCUUGACAUCUACGGCAUUGCCUAUGAUCAAGCAACGUCUGAGGUGCAAAUCAGGCUGUACAAGAAGGACGAUCCUACCUUCGACACAACCUCGAUGCUCCAAGAGGACCUCUGGCGUGUUUACGUCACCAACCUCCUCAAGCUCGCGCCGACGCCCGAUAUUCCGGCAACCAGACGCCGGCCAGUGAUGCACAGAAACCUGCGACAACUCAAUGUCGAUCCUAGCACGAUCAACAGCGAGGAGCGUUCGGACGACUACCGCAGACUUUGCGACUCAGCCAUCUCGUCAGAAGGCCUUGAGUUCCGUGUUGCAGUCGAGUUCUACCGCAUGUAUUUUGUCAAGAAUACAGAGGAGUACGCAUACCAACCCGCAGCGAUCCGAAGUGGCGGCAAGGAGGGCGUUGAGGAGGCAGACUCGACAGCCCGCUACCGAAGCGAUCGUAGCCAAGACACAUUCGUCAUUAACAAUGCGGCCAUGAAGGGGCUCAGCAAGGAAGAUGUUGAAGGCAAGAACUCUGGAUUCGGAGCUCUGGUCAGAGACGGUGGUGUCACGGUAUCAUCAGGGUCCGCCGACGAGGACGAGGAGAUGGAUGAUUAG